UAUCUACCAAGACGAUCUCACAGAUUUGCACCUUUUGACUUGCGCUCUCCCUGUCUCCUCCAAAGACUGACAAUGUCCAAACCAACGAUUGGAUUCAUCGGCCUGGGUGCUAUGGGCUUCGGCAUGGCGACUCAUCUCGUCUCCCUAGGCCACCCUGUAACUGGAUUCGACGUCUGGCCGCCCACGCUUGAGCGGUUCAAAGCGGCAGGAGGGGCGGUGGCCACCACCCCAGCUGACGCGGUGCGCGAAUGCGCGUUCUGCAUUUGCAUGGUCGCGAGUGCCCCACAGGCGCAGAGCGCGCUGUUCGACGGUGAUGCAGCAGCGAUCAAAGCCCUCCCUAAAGGAGCCGCCCUCCUCCUGGCUUCCACCGUCUCCUCAGCAUACGCGACCUCAGUCGCCUCCCAACUUGUCGACCUCAACCGCGCCGACGUGCAAUUCAUUGACUGUCCCGUCUCCGGCGGCACAGCACGCGCAGCUUCAGGCGAGCUGACUAUCAUGGCCGGUGGCACCUCCUCCGCCCUCGCACACGGGCACGAGCUCCUGCUCGAACUGACCGCGCCUGACAAGCUCUUCAUCGUCGAAGGCGGCGUUGGUGCAGGAAGCAAUAUGAAGAUGGUGCAUCAGGUGCUUGCGGGAGUACACGUUACAGCUGCAUGCGAGGCGCUUGGGUUUGCAGCUAGGCUCGGGCUGGACCCGGUCAAGGUGUAUGAGACUGUGGUGGGGAAAGGACAGGAGGUGGAUGGCUGGAGCUGGAUGUUCGAGAAUAGGAUGCAGAGGGCGCUCAAGGAGGAGUACAAACCCGCUGCGAGCGCACUUACUAUCCUGCUUAAGGAUCUGGGAAUCAUCACCUCCACCGGCCGGCUGACGCAGUUCCCCACCCCUCUCUCCUCCGUCACUGAACAGCUCUUUCUAUCCGGCGUCUCCCUCGGCUGGGGACCAGACGACGACAGCUCCAUGGUGCGGAUGUACUUCCCCAUACCGCUCUCCUCUGUCCAGUCCUCCAACUCGAGCCUCUCCGAGGUGCAGCGCACCCAGCUCGUGCUCGACCUCCUCAGCUCUAUCCACCUGUGCGGCGCUGCUGAAGCGCUGGCAUUCACGAGCCACCUCAAGCUGGAUAUGCAGCAGUAUUUCACCCUCUGUGCCGAUGCGGCCGGUGCGAGCUGGAGCUUCCGCACCCAUGGCCCGGAGAUGAUCGCCCUCCUUUCUGCUACUUCCGCGCCUGCUGCAAGCACGGCCGUGUCGAAGCUUACGCUGGAGAAGAGGAUCGAGCGGCUGGAAUGGGUGCUGGUGGAGGCAAAGAAUGUGGGAUGCCCCCUCUACAUGGGAGGGGAGGCGAUGAGCCAGCUGAGCUUGGCGAGGCGGCGCCUGGGAGGGGAGGUCGAUGAGGUCAAAGGCAUUAUCGAUGGGUUUUGGGGAACUAAGUAGGAGGGUGAUAUGUGAUUCUCCGGAAAAGAAAGCAAUAGAUACAUAUGCAAGACAUUGG
This is a messenger RNA of Dacryopinax primogenitus, 1483 nucleotides long. RefSeq lists its product as uncharacterized. Gene Ontology annotation, molecular function: oxidoreductase activity; NAD binding; NADP binding. The record is from RefSeq and is a predicted model, not a curated record. The transcript is spliced from 3 exons. Bases 73 to 1425 code for a protein of 450 amino acids. Lineage: Eukaryota; Fungi; Basidiomycota; Dacrymycetes; Dacrymycetales; Dacrymycetaceae.